Molecule: messenger RNA, 1924 nt
Organism: Triticum urartu
Lineage: Eukaryota; Viridiplantae; Streptophyta; Magnoliopsida; Poales; Poaceae
Source: RefSeq, a predicted model, not a curated record
UCCAGAUCCGCCGCCCCCCUCCCCCCCGGCACCCCCGCCCCCAAACCUUCCAACCGCCGCCCCCGUCGCCCCCAGAUCUUCCCACCGCCGGCGAGCGGCCGCGUUCCACUCGAUCAGAUCACUUUCGGCGUACCUCCCCACCACCGCAGCUCCUCUGCCGCCCACAAAUCCAGCGGACCGCAAGCCGCCGACGCCCCCAACCAUCCCACUGCCGACGGCUGCUCUCCAAACAAAUCACUGCAGCCAUUGCCCCCCAUCACGGCCGCCCCUCCGCCGCCCCAACAACCACCACACUGCCGCCGACCACUGCCUCGUCGCCCCACUCCAGAGCUGCGGGGCCGAGCACCUGAUUGACGCAGAGCACUACCGGCGGCUACCAUCCUCCAUGGAAUGCCUUCCUCGCCACCAACCUACUCGCGCGCUUCCUCCCCGAGCAGGCCUCCCCGCAAGCUUCACCGACCUCCAAGCAGCGGGUCUGCCUCGUCCUUCACACGCCCCCGAAGCAGUAGACCGUCGACCCUCCUCUCCUACGAGCAGCUCUGCCUCCUCAACAUCAUUUCCCUGGACAUCGUUUCCUCUUUGACAGGGGCUGCUGCUGCUGGUCGUCAGGCGAGGAGCUCGUCUCCUGCAGUCGUGGCUUCAUGGCCGCCUUUGUCGCGCUCAGCAACCAGCACCACCACCUCAAGGUCCGACCACGCCGACGGUGGGAGGGUAGCGACAAGGGGGCGGCCAGUUGGAACUGGAGGGCCGGCGCCGAGGGCCUGCCACUGUGAGACUCCACCGCCAAACACACCAAACCCAUGCUGAGUCCUGUUCUCCCAAAGACCUCUCUGAUGAUGGAAGUCGCAUAUCAUCUCUGGUUUUCUCUCCAUUGAUACUAGCAGCAGAUUUGGUCGACUUGAAAUUAAAUGAUGCAGUACUUGACCUGAUGUGCUGCAUGUAUAUCUCCGGUGCUGGCUUGCAUGUUCUUUGAUAUCAGGUCAGUGCUGCAUGUAAUUUGUUCUUUCUUAUUUCAGUUCCAUGUAUGUUUUUGGUCAUUCCUAAACUGCCAAUUCUAACCUUGGUAUUCCUCUUAUGCUGUAGUGGAUUUAUACAACUGUAUGAUGAUUAUUUGCUUUAAAAAAUACUCCUGGGAAGAUAAUCAGUUAGGGUCCAUGUUCUGAAGCUAGCAUAAUUGUGCACUAUUCUUCAGUAUUAUAAUCCUCCUGGGAAGAUGAUCUACUGCUCCUAGUAAUAAACAUUUGUUCUGAAGCUUCUGACUGAACAUUUGUUUCAGUAGCUGAGACUGAACAUUUGUUUUAGUAGAUUAGACUGAACAUUGGUUACUCUGAUUAAUCCAAGUUACUCCAAUUAAUCCAAAUUACAGUCACUAUACAGGAUAGACAAUUCAGUUUACAUGCUCAUCAAAUUGCAGAACAAACAUCCAAUUAAUCCAACUCGAUGAUCCACCGGUGCAAAAUUUGAAAUGAACUAAGCUGAGGACAUGAUUUUCCGGACGGAGGGAGUACUAUAUUAACUCCAGGGAUGAUGCUAUACAUGUUUAACUCAGUUUUAGUCAUAGCUUUCACCAGUAAGUUCUAAUUUGUUUCAAACUGAGCAGAUUUUGCAACAAAAGUUCCAUUUUGAAUUUCCCAACUGUUGCAGGUUUUGCUACAGAAGUUUACAGAGGUUUGGAAGAUCUUCAAGCUGCUGAAGAUUUGGAAGACCUAUGAUUAAGUUGGUGCAGUGAUCAUGUAAUAUGCUUUGUUUGUUGAACCUGGACACUUGCUCUGCUCAUUUUGCUGGUUAUGCCACUAUAUGCUCAUUUUGGUUGUGUGGCACCCUCAGAAAGAUAUGUACUUUCUCCUUUUGUGGCACAAUUAACAUAUGUGUACUAUACCUUUUGUGGCAGAACCUCCUUAUAUAUAUAGGAUUGUUAUGUUUA